Molecule: messenger RNA, 429 nt
Organism: Sparassis crispa
Lineage: Eukaryota; Fungi; Basidiomycota; Agaricomycetes; Polyporales; Sparassidaceae
Exons: 1
Coding region: 1-429 (142 amino acids)
Source: RefSeq, a predicted model, not a curated record
AUGCCCGACGUCCCCACCCCCUUGCCUCACCUCGUCUCCCAGCCCUGCGACCGACCGACCGACCGCCCUUCCCCGGCCCUCCGGCGCCGCCCCUCCGAACCGCGUAGUGCCGCCGUAGCCCGAUCGGUGUGCGCCCCCAUCAAAAACAUAUUCGUCUGCCUCCGUUGCACAUUCACGGCGAUCUCCUUCCCACUCUCUGCAACUCGUUCCCUCGAUGUACGAUCCCCUGAGCUCGUCGACUUCCACCCUGCGGACGGCGGCGGCGGCGACAGCGUGGCAGUGCACCCAAAUUUUCUGCUGUCGGUGUCGUUCACCGCCCCUGCCCUUCCGCGGAGAUCGACUUCGGCGCCCGUUUUCUCACCGCAAUUCACCGCGGUUCACGUCCUCCUCCUCGGGGCCGGGACUCUCCGUCUCACCGCUGUGAAUUGA